Xylaria bambusicola is the source of this 3288-nucleotide messenger RNA. RefSeq names its product ankyrin repeat-containing domain protein. The record is from RefSeq and is a predicted model, not a curated record. The transcript is spliced from 2 exons. Gene Ontology annotation, molecular function: protein binding. Bases 1 to 3288 code for a protein of 1095 amino acids. NCBI's taxonomy places the organism in Eukaryota, Fungi, Ascomycota, Sordariomycetes, Xylariales, Xylariaceae.
AUGCCCUCCGCUCUCCAUCUGCCCGUCGAGCUCCUGUACGAGAUAGCCGGCUAUCUUGACGGCCCGGCCGACUUGUCAUCAUGGACCCGGUCCUGUCGUGCUUUUCACGCCGCCCUCACGCCCCUCUUGUACCGUUAUGUGCAGGAAGACCCUGCCGUCAUGUGCUGGGCUUGUGAUGAAGGUCAUGUCAGCAUUGUUCAGCGCCUGUUGGAUGCCGGUGCUAAUCCGGAUGUCGCCUGGGUCCAAAGACACUCGAGAUGGUUGACGUUAAGUGACUUGCGCUAUGCUCAUCCCCGUCUCCAAUCUCAACCAUUCGAGGAGGAAAAUCACCUCUCUUUCGUCCGGCGCGAUGAUCGCCACGUAAAAAUGGUCGUUGGAUUGCCUCCAUGGAUUCUAAAGCAUGUUGGCCUCGGCAGUUACGUAGUAGACUACUUCCUGGAGGACCGGUACAAUAAGCUGGACGGCUACGGCUCGCACGUCGGCCUGAAUUUUCCAGAUCAAUGCUAUUGGACUCCUCUUCAUAUCGCUGCCGCGUGGGGCAAUGACGAGCUCGUCAGCUUGCUCCUAGACAAUGGCGCGGACAUCAAUGCACUCUCGCGCCACUUCUGUCAGUGUGCUAUGCUUCCCGAUUUCGAAGGCACACCUCUUUGGACCCCUCUUCAUACUGCCAUCUGCCACAGACACAAGUCCACCACAAGACUCCUUCUCUCGCGCGGGGCAUCCGUGAAUCUGACGACGCGAUACACGGGAACGGACAAUGAUCGGUUCACUGCCCUCCAUGCCGCCUGUAACGCCGAGUUCUGGGAUGCCGUAUUGGGCAUACUUAACGGAGGAUACCAGACUGAUGUUACAGUUCGUGAUCACAAUGGAAUGACACCGCUAGCCUAUGCUUUUUUUCGAGGCAAUUGGGCUAUUAUUGACCUCCUUCUGGAACACGGCGCAGACAUAAAUGAUAAGCUCGGGCCAUUCAAUGCUUUAGGACAUGCCUGUUUAGUCGGUUAUUAUGCCGAGGCUCUGCGGCUCCUCGAUCUUGGUGCCAUCCCACAACCCUACCUUUUCGAACAUAGACCCAACCCUGUUUGGUUCCAUCUCAUUGCUGUUGCAGGGGCUCCUGACUUCCCAUCACCUCGCUCAUCAAACCAGACUGAAUACCGACUGGAGCUUGUGAAUAGACUCAUUGAACAUGGAAUAGGUGUUGAUGAACGGGGAGCCGAUGGAGCCACAGCCCUCAUGGAAGCUGCUUCAUUCCACAGAGCUGACGUGGUCAAGACGCUAUUAAGUUUAGGCGCUGAUGUGCAUCUUGUUGCUGAUGGAUAUGGAUCUUUGCCCCCCACUGGGGCUCUCCAAAGGGCCGCGAUGUUAGAGUCGGAGGAGGUACGAAAGGCCCCAAACGGAGCUAUGCUUAACACUUCACGGGCGCUGCUUCACGCAAUGGAAGAAGCCACUGAUUCUGCCGCCAUUGCGCUCAACAUGGGGCCUAUGGGUACAAAGCCUCAUAUACCUGCCGAUGACCACAUUGCCCAGGCCUUCGGCCUACUUUGUACACUGCCACGAUCACACGAGGACCAGUCUCAAGUAGCAGCUCUACUACUCCCACACAAAAAGGCUAUAGACUCCGCAUUCGAGAGCCGACCUGACUUAGUGGCGGAAACCAUAAGGGAAACAAACUUCGACAUCGCUAAAUUAUUACUUGAUUACGGAUUCAACCCACCGUGCAGGGAAAUGCUUGAGAACCUUAUAGAUGAUUUCAUCGCCAUAGAUAUAAGCGAAGGGCUCUAUUACAUAUUGAAGCAAUUCCCAGAAACCACUCUUCAGAUUCACAGCAGCCAGCUGCUCUUUGAUGCUGUUGCCACUGGGAGUGAGGAUUGUUUGGAAUUUUUGAUUGAACAAGGAGCCUCUCUUAGCUGCCGGAAUGAGAAAGGAGAGAGUCUGCUUUUUGUUGCUUGUUCGAGCCAAAAAACCAGCACUGCUGAGGUGUUGUUGAGAAACGGAGCGGAUCCCGACGAAUAUACACAAGACGGAAGACUACUGACGACUGUAGCUGCUCUUCAGCGUGACACUGGGAUGAUCCAUGUCUUCUUGGAAUAUGGCGCUUCUAUCUACAAUAUCCCACAUCCAAGCAAAAAGUCGCUGGAUUCUGACAUGAGUCUACUUGAUAUGGCUAUCACUUUUGGACUAGAUGAUGUUGUGGAAGAAAUAGUUCGCCACAAGAAUUACUCCACGCCCACUGACGAGGAAAUCUCAACACAUUGGCACACCUUGAUCAAUGCCCCCAGAAAUCAACUCGAAAUGUUUGAUGCCCUCGUUUAUUCUGGGGCAUUGAAUGUUGAUCAUAUUCUUACAGUCCCAGACCAGGCUAGUAAGGCCCUAGCAACUCCAUUGCAUAUGCUUACCGCACUCAACUGGGUCGUACUCGUCCACGUACUAGUCUCGCUCGAUGCUGAUAUUCACAAAUUACUUCCAGUGAGAUCGAAUAGCCAACAUCAUACCCUAAGACUUCAGCGUAGGCUUAGUUCCGUGACCAUACGUGGGUUUGAGGGUACGACUCCUCUCGGAUGGGCAAUCGAAAAUUCAUCGUUAAGAUUGGUCCGGGCAAUGUUCUCGGAUCCAUUGCUUGACCAUGAAACUCAACGUGUAGAUGUAACGCAAAUCCCACAGUGUCGGAGGGACUUGAUGCUCUACUACGCAAAAGCUGUUUGUCGCCGUCAGGAUCCCGUGGCCUUUUCUCUCUUAUUCAAACACGGCCUGGAUCAUACUGUUCACGACGAAGAUGGGAACACGCUCGUCCAUAUGAUAUGCGAUGUCGCUGAGACUUAUCAACCCAACGACGAAACACAUCCCUGGGGCCUAGACACUCCUGCUGAAGACUCGGCUUACUGUAUCGUUGCGUGUGUGGAACGGGGUGUUCCAUAUCAACAAAGGAACAAGCAAGGUGCGUCUGGGACAGACCGCGUGCUCGAGAUAUUGAAUUACGCCGGCAAUUCUGCGUAUCGUCAGAAGCUUGCGGAGAAAUAUCGACUGAAUAUUGCUUUCAUCAACGAGCCGGAGCCGCAGUUGGUGGCUCAGUGUCCUGCGCUUGAUGACUUGGAUGAGGAAUCCGAUGAUGGUGAGGACGAUUUCUUUGCAGAGCUUGAUGACGCCGAAGAGGAGGAGGAUAGCGACGAAGAGGGGGAUAAUGACGAAGAGGGGGAUAACGACGAAGAGGGGGAUAACGACGAAGAGGGGGAUAACGAUGAAGAGGGGGAUAGCGACGAAGAGGGGGAUAGCGAAGAGGAGGGGGAAUGGUAA